Messenger RNA from Acaulospora colombiana, 945 nucleotides. The record is from the annotation of a GenBank genome assembly. NCBI's taxonomy places the organism in Eukaryota, Fungi, Glomeromycota, Glomeromycetes, Diversisporales, Acaulosporaceae.
AUGGAUACUUGGUCUGACCUUUGGGAUGCUCUGCCAGCCGACGACAAUCUUUACAGUCUAACCAAUAUCCCACCGGCCAAGGCAGAUGCAACCGUCAACAUUUUCUCGUUGCCCAUCGAACUAUUGCGCACCAUUAUCGAGCUAUGCAACAACCGCUCUAUACUCGCACUCAUGCGGGUCAACCGUGCUCUCCAUCUCGUGGCAUUGUGGAAGUUUUACGCAAACGUCCACAUCCAGACUUCCAGUCACGAUAAAAUACUCAGCUUAAUCGAUAAUGAGCUACCAAUCAACGAAGUGAUACCGAAUCUGUUCAAGAAACAGUUUGGAGUAUUAGGAGGCGUGCUUCGACGACCAGAACAUAUGGCGACGAUCCACCAGCUUCACAUUGUCGACGUUCCCCAGUCGAAGAAAGCCGAAAUCACAUUCCACCGAAUCAUCCGGUAUAUCCUAGACAAUGCAGUAUCUCUCCGAAGUCUAAUCAUUCCAAAGUACAACUCUGCCUCCUCCACACUCUACGAUGGUUGGGUCGCCCCUUCCAGUCUGCGCCACAUCGAAACCCCGACGAUCAAAACAAGUCUUAUGACAGUAUUACUUGGCACGGCUCGUCUUACUUCGCUCCGGAUUACCUCGCAAUGCAUGACCUUCAAGCACCUACGAACUUUGGGAGAACGGAUCGGCUCAGGCCUUCAAGAAUUAGAAUGUGUCAUCCAUGUCUCGGCAGAAGACUGGGGAUCUUCUCAUGAGAAUAUUGAUGAAUUCGCGACCAAGUUUCCUCGUCUCAAUAACUUGGAAUAUGGGUAUUGCGGUCCCAUUGGGGUGGUACGCCCGUAUGGUAGGCCGUCUACACGAGCUGACCAGUGUCGGCCUCAAGGAUUAUCUACACACUGCCUCCCCCGACUCAAUAGGAGAGGAAAAGAUCAUCCAGGCAUUAUACCGGGCAAAUAG